AAAACGACAAUGCUAAAUGCUAAGAAACGUAUUGCUUAUUUCCGAGAAAUUACACUCCCCAAUUUUCCUUCUUCUUUUACUAUAAAUUCAAUUACACUGUUUUUCACUUGUAACCUCAAACAGAAAUGGGACAAACUCUGGGUUGUAUUCAAGUGGACCAGUCAACAGUUGCUAUUAAGGAAACCUUUGGGAAAUUUGAUGACGUGCUUGAACCUGGUUGUCAUUGCUUGCCUUGGUGUUUUGGGAGCCAGUUAGCUGGUCACCUCUCUUUGCGUGUGCAGCAGCUUGAUGUCCGGUGUGAAACCAAAACUAAGGAUAAUGUGUUUGUUACUGUGGUUGCGUCUGUUCAAUACCGAGCACUGGCAGAAAAGGCGCAAGAUGCCUUUUAUAAGCUCAGCAAUACGAGAGCCCAGAUUCAAGCCUAUGUAUUUGAUGUUAUUAGGGCUUGUGUUCCAAAGCUGGAGUUGGAUGCAACCUUUGAACAGAAGAAUGACAUAGCAAAAGCUGUGGAAAAUGAGCUUGAAAAGGCCAUGUCACAUUACGGAUUUGAGAUAGUUCAGACUCUGAUAGUGGAUAUUGAGCCCGAUGAGCAUGUGAAGAGGGCAAUGAAUGAGAUUAAUGCAGCUGCUAGAAUGAGGUUGGCCGCCAGCGAAAAAGCUGAAGCGGAGAAGAUAUUGCAAAUAAAGCGAGCAGAAGGAGAUGCAGAAUCAAAAUAUCUUGCAGGGCUUGGUAUCGCUAGGCAACGGCAAGCGAUUGUGGAUGGACUGAGAGACAGUGUGCUAGCUUUCUCUGUGAAUGUUCCAGGGACCACGUCGAAGGAUGUGAUGGAUAUGGUUCUGGUGACUCAAUACUUUGAUACCAUGAAGGAAAUUGGUGCAUCCUCAAAAUCCAACUCCAUUUUCAUUCCGCAUGGACCUGGUGCUGUCAAAGAUAUUGCCACACAGAUCAGGGAUGGUCUGCUUCAGGGCAACUCUGCUCAGUAGAAUCUUACAGUUUGGUAGUAUUUCUUCAAGAUUUUCUAUGUAUAGCACGACAGUACUGUGUGGGAUAGCGUUUUCCGACGGUUUAAGUUAAAGAUUAUGGUGCAUUUGUAAGUAAAUGAUGAUACUGCAUUUCUUCUGCUGCUAGGUUUAUAUUAUUUGGUGUUCAUAGAAUAUAUGAUCAACUUCUAAUUAUCUUUUGAGAAGGUUAAAUUAUUAUUUAAAUUCAAGGAUUUGCACUUCUUAUUAA
Molecule: messenger RNA, 1230 nt
Organism: Mercurialis annua (annual mercury)
Lineage: Eukaryota; Viridiplantae; Streptophyta; Magnoliopsida; Malpighiales; Euphorbiaceae
Product: hypersensitive-induced response protein 2
Exons: 6
Coding region: 126-983 (285 amino acids)
Source: RefSeq, a predicted model, not a curated record